AUGUCACGAGUUUCUAAAGCUCAUAGACCCGUUGCGCUCGCCCGACUCUGGAGCCACCUCGAGUAUUUCAGUCCGUUACUCAAUGUUUUUACCAAAUACGAUCAUAAGAAACGAUGGAUCCUACCUACGGAACCCCCAUCGGACGAAGAAUGGGAGCGCUUCGAUAUCUAUGCCGGCUACGUCCAGAUAAUCGACGAUGUGGGCUACAUGCAGAGAUUUUCCGGUGAUUGGCAAACCUUUUCUCGCACCGGUAUACUAGCGAUCGCCCCAUCCUGCCUCAUCUCUCUACAGCACAUCAAGUUCCGUCUCGAAGGUUCCGGCUCCUCAAACGAACCCCUAGAAGAAGUACUUUCCAUUCUCGCCUCGAAUGCGACCAGCCUGUCGUCCUUGGAGAUCAAGGCCGACGACGAGGUCACAUUUGCAGUCGAGACUUUGCAGACAUUCAGCUCGUUGGAGAGCUUAUCCCUACGCACGGACACCCCCCUCGAAGCCCUCUCCCAUCUCGGAAACAUGGGACUUCAUCAUUUCGAAGUCAACGCCGAGUUUCCGCCCGACUUCGGCUACGAGGAAUUCCGGGGCAUGACUAGGACAAUUCUUGCGGGCGGCACGCAUCCCUUCCCUCCACGCAUAAAGCUUCGAGUCACCUACGACUACGAAGAAGAACAGCGCUCCUUCCCCGACGCGCUCGCUCCCAUCGCAGGCACGGUCGAGCACUUGACAGCCCUGAUCGGGGAUCCCGAGAACUAUCCUCACGAGUCCGGCGAUGUUCUAGAGAGCUUCGCGUCCCUCUCGCCAACACUCGCGCUCCAUCGGCUCGCCAGCGUUCACAUCGACCUCUCCCCAAACGUCCUCUUGACGACACCCACCUUGCCGACAUGGCUGCCGCGUGGCCCCUUCUCCGCAGAAUCCACAUCGCUCAAGGCUUGGGCUCCACUGCCGGCCCCCGGGAGACCCCGACGACCCCGACACUCUUCCUACGUACCCCACCGUCCGCGUCUGCGCAGCUUCGCGGAGCAUUGUCCCAAUCUGCAAGAGCUCGAGCUCUUCUCCGACAUCGACUUCAACGACGUCGAUGAUGCCCUCGACGACCUCCCGGAACCGCUGGGGCAUCGCCUCCAGCUUCUCUGGACGGCCACCGUCGACCCGGACAUCGAACUGGACGAAUCCCACCCUGCGCGCAUGGCCACGGCGAAGUAUGUGGAUCGGCUAUUCCCGCAUCUGGAUCUCGCGCCUGGGCCUUCCCCCAACAUCUGGCCCGGGCUUUUUGUGAAAAGGACGAGCGUUUUCUAUGACGUCGGAAAACUGCUCAUGCAAUUCCAGGCGGAAAGGAGGGAGGCGGAGGCCGCGUGA
Molecule: messenger RNA, 1350 nt
Organism: Epithele typhae
Lineage: Eukaryota; Fungi; Basidiomycota; Agaricomycetes; Polyporales; Epitheliaceae
Exons: 4
Coding region: 1-1350 (449 amino acids)
Source: RefSeq, a predicted model, not a curated record